GAGCUGCAAGCCAGGAAAUGCCCAGGAGUGUGUGUCACCUGCCCCCGACAACUUGUUGAUUCCCAGGAGCACCGCCUUUUUGGUCUGGGCCCCGGAGAGGACUCCUUCGCUCACCUGUCCCCCAGGCGCGGCCCGGGGGAGCUCCUGAGACGCCCCCGGGACCGCUCGCGCUUCAACUCCACAGCCAUGAGCAAGUUGGGCAAGUUCUUUAAAGGGGGAGGCUCUUCUAAGAGCCGAGCGGCUCCCAGUCCCCAGGAGGCCCUGGCCCGACUUCGGGAGACUGAGGAAAUGCUGGGCAAGAAACAGGAGUACCUGGAAAAUCGAAUCCAGAGGGAACUCGCCCUGGCCAAGAAGCACGGCAAGCAGAAUAAGCGAGGUAGGCUCGGGUCUGGCCCGCGGGCACGAACCCUCACCCACCUACCUCCCGCCCUUCCUCUGGGGACAGUCCGCCCACAGCACUCCAGUCCCGCAGGCGGCCCGGAUGAGUUGAUGGCAGAACUUGAAGAAUUGGAGCAGGAGGAAUUAAAUAAGAAGAUGACAAAUAUGCGGCUUCCAAAUGUGCCUCCUUCUUCUCUCCCAGCACAGCCAGACAGAAAGCCGAGCAUGCCUUCCGCUGCACGUCGAUCCCGAGCAGCAUCAUCCAGGAGGGCAGAAGAAGAGGAUGAUGAUUUCAAACAACUGGCAGCUUGGGCUACUUAAACUAAAAUGGAAUUUUUUUGAUGCCUUAAAUUAAUGGGCUACACAUAAGACAUAACAAAUGUUUUUUUGCCAAGUUUAGAAGUUAACGAAGACUGUGUUUUAUAUUUAUACUGGAUGAAUAAUUGUCUUUUAAGCCUCAUAAGUAAAAGUUAAUAAAGGAGUUGUGGAUAAAUAUGGAAUCAGUGAUGGAAAAGGGCUUCCUAGCAGUGUCUUAGAGGAUCCCUCCAUACUGAUGGGAUGGGGGCCUGUCUGUCUGUCUUGUUUACUAUUGUAUUUCCAGUCCUGAUAUAUAGUUUGUAAUCUCUAUAUAUAUGUUGAAAGAAAACUGAAUUCUACUGGCUAUAAGACAUAUGACAGUUUAAAAGCCAUUUGAGAGUGAUACAUUUAGGAUAGCUGGUGAAAAUAACAUUCUUUUCUAUGUGAAUACAGGUUCGCUUUGUGGAUCCAUGUAGCUCAUGGUAAAUGUAAACACAUUGUGUUUCUCUUAGGAGAAACUUUUUAUAGAGGCGUCUUGUAUAAGUCUAUACAUAAGUGUUUCACUUGAAUUUUGCAGUUUAAAAUCUUAAAGGAGCUUUAACUGACAUUUAUUAUACCAAUUAAGCUUGGAAUGGGGCAACGGAUGCAUUUCCCAAAAUGUCUGAAAGCACUAACAGCUUACACUGCUGAGUGAGAAUCUCCUGAGUGUAAUUUAGCCACUUAGGCAACUGCGUUAGCAGUCCCAGGCCAUUAUGAUGCUGUUAUUGCUUCAGCGUACUAAAUGUGCGAGUGUUCUUUCUUUUCUGUUUUGUGCUCUCUUGUACAUUUAUUUACACUUUACGGCAUAUUCCUUGUAAAUACAUAAAAAUAUUGGCAAUUAAAAGUAUAUCUUGAAUA
Molecule: messenger RNA, 1572 nt
Organism: Propithecus coquereli (Coquerel's sifaka)
Lineage: Eukaryota; Metazoa; Chordata; Mammalia; Primates; Indriidae
Gene: CHMP4C
Product: charged multivesicular body protein 4C
Exons: 3
Coding region: 187-699 (170 amino acids)
Source: RefSeq, a predicted model, not a curated record